Molecule: messenger RNA, 954 nt
Organism: Sphenostylis stenocarpa
Lineage: Eukaryota; Viridiplantae; Streptophyta; Magnoliopsida; Fabales; Fabaceae
Source: the annotation of a GenBank genome assembly
AUGUCUCUUGUAAUCCCCUCAUCCUCUGCAGCCCCUUUGCACUUUUCUAAAUUGGAGAUUAACAAUUUGAGUUCCCACCAAAAAAUUGCCGCUAAUUCCUUCAUCCCUUUUCAUCAUAAAGUGGGUUUCUGUUGUAAAACAAGGCAGAUUGGGGUCCACUUGAUAAAUGAACCAAAUGUUAUUCAUAGGUAUACAGUUAGGUCUGUGGGGCAUGAUUUUGAGUCGAUCAAUAUGUCCUUGGAUUUUGAUGACGAUGAAGAAGUUGAAGAUGUUGGGUCACCUUGGGAAGGUGCAGUUAUAUACAAGAGAAAUGCGUCAAUUUUACAUUUGGAAUACUGCACUACCUUGGAGAGAUUAGGUCUAGCAAAGCUUUCAACUGAUGUCUCAAAAACUAGAGCUGCUGCUAUGGGAUUGCGUGUUACCAAAGCUGUGAAAGACUUUCCAAAUGGCACUCCCGUUCAGAUAUCUAUAGACGUGACCAGGAAGAAGAAAAAAUUGAGGCUUGAUGGGAUCAUAAAAACUGUAAUCACUCUUCUUUGCAAUAGGUGUUGCAUGCCAUCUGCUGAGAGCAUAUUCUCUGAGUUCUCUCUUCUACUCACUGACGAACCCAUUGAUGAACCGGAGACUAUUGAUAUGGGUGUUAUUUUUGGGGAAGACAAACUUACAACCGCUGGAAACAGUGGUGAGGACGACAAUGAUGAUGACGGACUUAUUGAUUUGGAGGAUCAACUAUAUUUUCCUCCAGAAAAGAAGCAAAUUGACAUUUCAAAGAACAUAAGGGACAGAGUGCAUCUUGAGAUUACCAUGAAUUCAGUAUGUGAUCCUGGGUGCAAAGGCAUGUGCUUGAAAUGUGGUCAAGACCUUAACACCGGCAAUUGCAUUUGUAGCAAGGAGGAAGUAAAAGAAAAAAGCUAUGGCCCGCUUGGAAAUUUAAAAGAGAAGAUGCAGUUGUAA